GAACCAAGUUGAUGAAUCGGUUUAAACCCGGUUAAAGAUUUAGGUUAAUCUCUCAUCAUUUUCUCGUCUUGAACCAGUGUCGUGCAAACACAGGAGAGAGUUUGUUGAUCUCGACCUCGUUCCACUCUUGAAAGAGAACUAUAAGGGUCACUAAAGUUCCGAAAGAAUCAGCGCCACUCUCCUCCUUCCCGCUUUGCUCUCGGAACCUUUUGGAUAAAAGAUAAGAUGAGCAGUGAAGUUGGUAGAGUAUACCGUGACCUUCUUAAAGCAGUGGUGAAACAUGUUGGCAAAGAAGACCACAAGUCUCAUUUCACAGACUUUGUCAAGCACGAGUUUCGCAAGAACCCAAACUCACUCGACAAAAUCAACCUUGCCCGCAACUACGCUUAUCUUCUUAAUAGCAUUCACUCUCACAAGGAUCUGUUGUUCUCGUACAACAUUGCAGUUGACAGAACUGAAGAAAUGAAACGAGUUCUCGGGAAGUCUGCAGCUAGUGUAGGUCUUCGUCUUCCCGAGGUUUACCAGCCUUGAUCAUGCAAAAUGCAUUUAAGCGCCACUCUGGUGUCUUCAUUUCCUUAUUAGACAUAUCUUGGUUAACUUGAAUAAGUGGUAUCCUGUUCCGAAUUAACAGAUCUGUUAACUUGAACAGGCUGUUCGUAGCCUCUUGCAUUAACAGUUCUGUGAUGCGUGGAUUUUACAAAUUUUCCUUGUGUUGUUUACACAUACGUUUGGGGACAAAAGUAUGGUACCAAGAACAUAUUCAGGUUCUUGAUAUAUAUACAAAUAUGUUUAUCAAACAACCAAUGUGAAAGAAGUGAUGACAAACUCGAUAUAAUAAAGAUCUUCAUUUCGAAAACCAA
Molecule: messenger RNA, 860 nt
Organism: Raphanus sativus (radish)
Lineage: Eukaryota; Viridiplantae; Streptophyta; Magnoliopsida; Brassicales; Brassicaceae
Exons: 3
Coding region: 226-531 (101 amino acids)
Source: RefSeq, a predicted model, not a curated record